Capronia coronata CBS 617.96 is the source of this 1431-nucleotide messenger RNA. RefSeq names its product mevalonate kinase. The transcript has a single exon. Gene Ontology annotation, biological process: ergosterol biosynthetic process; isoprenoid biosynthetic process. Bases 1 to 1431 code for a protein of 476 amino acids. NCBI's taxonomy places the organism in Eukaryota, Fungi, Ascomycota, Eurotiomycetes, Chaetothyriales, Herpotrichiellaceae. Gene Ontology annotation, molecular function: mevalonate kinase activity; ATP binding. Gene Ontology annotation, cellular component: cytoplasm. The record is from RefSeq and is a predicted model, not a curated record.
AUGAACGGAACCCCUCGACUCAACGGCGUCAACGGUCACCCCAAAGAUAACCGCUCGCACUCGCCGAACAUGUCGCGCAAAUCAUCUUCACCGAUGGCGCCUGCGUUUAUGGUGUCCGCCCCGGGAAAGGUCAUCGUGUUUGGCGAACAUGCUGUCGUGCAUGGAAAGGCCGCCAUGGCUGCCUCGAUCUCCCUGCGAUCCUACCUUCUUGUUACGACCCUCUCCAAGUCACAGCGCACGAUUCAGCUAGUUUUCCCCGACGUUGGCCUCGAUCAUACAUGGAACAUUGACGACCUACCGUGGCACGUCUUCACAAAGCUCGCGCAAAGGCCUCGCUACUAUGACAUGGUCACGUCCCUGGAUCCCGAACUGGUCCAGGCCAUGCAACCUCAUAUCGACGCAGUCUCGACACAUCUGACUGGCGACACGAGGAGAAUACACCAAAAUGCCGCGUCCUCCUUCCUUUACCUGUUUCUCUCUCUAAAUACUCCCACCGCCCCGGCCUGCAUUUACACCCUCCGUUCAACACUCCCAAUUGGCGCCGGACUCGGAUCCAGCGCCAGUAUAUGCGUUUGCAUCAGUGCCGCCCUCCUCAAACAAAUACAUGUGCUGUCAGGGCCACAUCAUGAUCAACCAGAGGAAGAGGUCGAACAACAACUGGAAAGGAUAAACAGGUGGGCGUUUGUGGGAGAAUUAUGUAUCCACGGUAAUCCUAGCGGAGUCGACAAUACUGUCUCGACUCGUGGCAGGGCUGUGCUCUUCAAGAGGGAGGAUUACUCGAAGCCGCCGAAUGCAGAACCACUGAAAAACUUUCCAGAACUUCCUUUGUUAUUGAUCAACACCAAACAACCCCGCUCUACGGCCGUAGAAGUGGCCAAAGUAGCCAGUCUCAAGAAGAAGUAUCCUGGUGUCACGAGGGCUACGUUGGAUGGGAUCGAUCAAGUCACGAUGUCGGCCUACACCUUGAUUACCUCGGAGAACUUUGAUCCAUCAUCCGAACAGAACAUCGAAUAUCUUGGAGACCUUUUUCGUAUCAACCACGGCCUCUUGGUCUCACUCGGGGUUUCUCACCCCAAGCUCGAACAUAUCCGCGAAAUAGUGGAUUAUGCCGAUAUUGGCUGGACCAAACUGACAGGCGCGGGAGGGGGUGGAUGUGCCAUCACUUUACUCAAGCGCAAUGUUGAUGAGGCCGCACUUCGCGAUCUGCAAGAGAAGAUCGAGGCCGCCGGGUUCGAAGAACACAAGACCACCUUGGGUGGUAGUGGCGUGGGGAUUCUUUAUCCUGCGGUCUUGCACAAUGGCACCAAUGAAGAGGGCGGGGAGGAGAUCGACCAGCAAAAGUUUUUGAAUGCCAAAGGGCCGGAAGAUAUUGACGCGCUGGUGGGAGUCGGUCUUCUCGAGAGGAGGCCGGAGUGGAAAUUCUGGCAGUGA